CAGUGGGCUCCACAUUAUCAUCUUUGAUGAAAUAGACGCUAUUUGUAAGCAGAGAGGAAGCAUGGCAGGAAGCACCGGCGUCUAUGACACUUUGGUGAACCAACUGCUGUCCAAGGUAGAUGGUGUAGAGCAGCUCAAUAACAUUCUGGUGAUAGGUGAGAUGGACUGUAAGAGGGCACCAUCAACACUCGUGAUACAGGUAUUGUUUGAUGUUGACCACUUCUCGUCUCGCUCUUUCAAAGGGAUGACCAACAGGCCAGAUCUGAUUGAUGAGGCUCUUCACAAUGACUUGUGCAUUGAAGAUGAUCUUGUCUUGCUCCUAUUGGUCAUCAUGUUUACCUCCUGUAUUACCAUUUUUUACUUUAGGUUUACCUGAUGAGAGAGGUUGUGUCCAGAUCCUCAAUAUCCACACUGCUCGGAUGAGGGAGGACAAUUUUAUGACUUCAGAUGUAGAAAUAGGCGAACUGGCUACAGAAACCAAAAACUUCAGUGGUGCCGAGCUGGAGGGGCUGGUGAGGGCAGCGCAGUCCACUGCCAUGAACCGGCAUAUCAAGGCCACCACUAAAGUAGAAGUUAAUAUGGAGAAGGCCGAACAACUCCAGGUUACAAAAGUAGACUUUCUCACUUCUCUGGAAAAUAACAUCAAGCCUGUAAGUUGUCCUGCAGUCAACAUGGCCGCUUCUCAUACCCUAAAGAUGCCUGUGGAAAUAACAUCAAAGCUAGUCAAACCUGCCGAUUAUCUUAUUUAUCUUACCCAAUUAUGAAGGAGAUAAGUUUGUGCAAGAGUUGCAUAGAACCAUUUUAUUUCCCUCUCCCCAUACUCCUCUGAACAAACAUGCAUGUCUAUGGGGUUGGUGGACAGGAGGUAUAGUUAAUGUCCAAAUCAGCAUUUGGCCACCUUAAUUAAUUCCUAAUAAUGGACUUGUAUAGAAGGGUGCACAGAGGCACAUGACUUCUAUGUGGCUUCAUUAGACUCCAUAAUUCUAUUAUAGAAUCCUUUCUUCUUUACAAAGCAUGCUAGUUAUAUAUAGAAAGACUAUGCUAGUUAUAUCUUGAACAGUAUUAUUAAAUGGGGAGACCCUGUUACUCGCGUCUUGGAAGAUAGGGAGUGGCUAGUCCAACAAACCAAGAACAGUGAUCGCAUGUCCUACUGGAAGGUGGGUUCUAAAAGCUGUAUUUGGGCUGGUAUGAGAAGGAAAAGUUCAUUAAUGUCACAACAUCAUGUAAAGGUAGGAAGACAAUGUAAUAGAGCAGCAGGAAACGCUGCAGAAUGCUUGGAUGUAUAGGGAGAGGUAUAAGCAGUAGAAAGAGAGAAGUGCUCAUGCCGCUGUACAGAACACUGGUGAGGCCUCACAUGGAGUGUUGUGCGCAGUAAUGGAGGCCGUAUCUCCAGAAGGAUAUAGAUACUCUAGAGAGAGUUCAAAGAAGAGCUACUAAACUAGUACAUGGAUUGCAGGACAAAACUUACCAGGAAAGGUUAAAGGACCUUAACAUGUAUAGAGGGGAUAUGAUAGAGACUUUUAAAUACA
Hyla sarda is the source of this 1529-nucleotide messenger RNA. RefSeq names its product vesicle-fusing ATPase-like. The record is from RefSeq and is a predicted model, not a curated record. Gene Ontology annotation, molecular function: ATP hydrolysis activity. Gene Ontology annotation, biological process: Golgi to plasma membrane protein transport; intra-Golgi vesicle-mediated transport; SNARE complex disassembly. Bases 270 to 764 code for a protein of 164 amino acids. Gene Ontology annotation, cellular component: Golgi stack. NCBI's taxonomy places the organism in Eukaryota, Metazoa, Chordata, Amphibia, Anura, Hylidae. The transcript is spliced from 2 exons.